UUUUAAUAAAGCCUCUACGACCGAGAAAGGCGUUCAUUCCCAGACGCUCGAUCUGUUUGUGCGCUCUAUUUGUGUUUCAUUAUCUGUAAUUUCUCUCCCAGUGUUACCAUUGCAGCGUAAUACAUACUAAACAACAAUGAGUGACGCCGAUAAGGAAUUCGUGGAGCGGGAGUCCCGUUCGACCUCUAGGAGCCCAAGUCCUAGAGGAUCUGCUAAGUCAGCCAGUCGCUCGCCGGAACGCUCACCCGCUCGGUCGAAAGAGGGGUCCCACCACUCUCGCUCGAAGUCCCGCUCUCGCUCCAGGUCCAAGACUCGGUCCCGUUCCCAUCGGAGUUCUCGCCGACACUACAGUCGUUCCUGUUCACGCUCUCAUUCUCGCCGGAGACGUUCACGCAGCCGCUCAUACAGCAGUGAAUACCGUCGCCACCGCAGUCAUAGUCAUUCUCCUAUGUCCAACCGUAGACGUCACGUUGGAGACCGGGCAAACCCAGACCCAAACAGCUGCCUGGGAGUGUUUGGCCUGAGCCUGUACACUACCGAGAGAGACCUGAGGGAGGUAUUCUCCAAGUUUGGCCCUCUGAGUGAUGUCAGCAUUGUGUAUGACCAGCAGUCUCGACGCUCCAGGGGUUUUGCCUUUGUCUACUUUGAGAACAGAGAAGAUUCAAAAGAGGCUAAAGAGCGUGCAAAUGGUAUGGAACUAGAUGGCCGCAGAAUCAGAGUUGACUACUCGAUUACCAAGAGGCGCCACACACCUACUCCAGGAAUAUAUAUGGGCAGACCAACAUAUGGCGGAGGCCCGAGUGUUAGCCGUCGCCGUGAUUACUAUGAACGAGGCUAUGAGCGUGGAUAUGAUCGCUAUGAUGACCGUGACUACUACAACAGCAGGUCAUACAGGAGAAGAUCCCCCUCUCCUUACUACGGCCGAGGACCGUACAGGUCAAGAUCACGCUCUCGCUCCUACUCCCCUCGUCAUUACUGAAGUGAAGUUUGACUCCUCUCGCCAUCCCUGAAGAUGAUGUUGAUGACAUUCUUGUUGACGUAGAUGUUUAUUUCUGGUGGCAUGAGUUUGGAUGUACUUUAAACUCAAUCCCUUUGAUUUUUUUGCUUAAAGGUUUCACAUGUCUUUGACUGAUCUGGAUAUUUCAGUAGUUUGAAUAUUUGUGCACAGUUGAUUUUUUUUUUUUCUUUUUUGUCGAUCCGAUGCUGAACUUGCAUUUAUUUUAUUUGAUAAAGUGUCCUGCUCACACCCCAUUAUGUUUUUAUGCGUUUUAAGCUUAGUUUAAGCCUAGUUUAAGCUUGCAAUAAACUGCUUUAUACCUCCCACCUGA
Molecule: messenger RNA, 1328 nt
Organism: Sinocyclocheilus anshuiensis
Lineage: Eukaryota; Metazoa; Chordata; Actinopteri; Cypriniformes; Cyprinidae
Product: transformer-2 protein homolog beta-like
Exons: 8
Coding region: 137-979 (280 amino acids)
Molecular function (GO): RNA binding
Source: RefSeq, a predicted model, not a curated record